AUGACUGUUGAUUCCAAGGCAUCAUUGAGUGAUGAGCCAAAAGAUGUUGAAUGGCCAAAAAAGCAAAGAAUUAUCAAUUGUGUUACGCAAUUACCGUAUUCCAUCCAGUUGGGAGAAAAAAAUGACGAUUGGAAGGUGAGUCCAGCUACCGGCAAUAGUGCGCUGUAUUCUUCUUUAGAUUAUUUGAAUACAUAUAAGAAGUGUGAACAAUAUGAGCAACAUAUUGUUGGAUGGACCGGUGAAAUCAAGAGAGAAAAUGAAACCCCCUUCAAGCUUUCUAAUACAGUAACAGGUCAUACUGGCACCGAAAUGAAAAAUAAAACGGAUGAUAUAGAUGACGAUCCGUUAUAUUUGACCAAAAGCCAAAUGGAAAAAUUAACAGCAAAGUUAAAGGAGAAGAAUUUUAGUGAUGACGACCAAAUCAAUCAAAAAAAUGUACAUGUUCAUCCCGUUUGGCUGCUACGUCGUGACCAGAAAAGAUGGAGAAAUUAUGCCGAAAAUGUUUUAUGGCCAACGUUCCAUUACAUAUUAAAAUUUUCAACUGAGGGUGGUGAUAAAGAGAAUCGUUGGUGGUAUGAUUACGUCAAAUUCAACGAAGCCUACGCAAUGAAAAUUAGUGAGAUUUACCAACCGGGUGAUAUAAUCUGGGUUCAUGAUUACUAUUUAUUGCUAUUACCUCAAUUAUUAAGAAUGAGGUUCAAUGAUGAACAUUUAGUUAUUGCGUACUUUCAUCAUUCCCCAUGGCCAAGUAAUGAAUACUUCCGUGUUUUGCCACGUAGAAAAGAGAUCCUAGAUGGGUUGGUUGGUGCAAAUAGAAUUUGUUUCCAAAAUGAAGGGUUUGCUCGUCAUUUCGUUUCAUCAUGUAAAAGAUUGUUGGAGGCAACUGCAAAAAAAUCAAGAAAUUCGUUAGGUAUCGAUUCUUAUCAAAUCGGUGCUUAUGGUGGUGAUGUUAUUGUCGAUUCCUUACCAGUUGGUGUCAAUACGGAAGCAUUGGUCAGAGAUGCCUUUACUAGAAACAUUGAUGAAAAAGUUCUAGCUAUUAAGGAUGCCUAUGAGGGCAAGAAAAUUAUUGUUGGCAGAGAUCGUUUAGAUGCCGUCCGUGGUGUUGUUCAAAAACUAAGAGCCUUUGAAACGUUUUUGGCCAUGUAUCCAGAAUGGAGAGAUCAAGUUGUUUUAAUUCAAGUGAGCAGUCCUACUGCAAACAGAUCUUCUCAACAGUCCAUAAGACUGGAACAGCAGGUUAAUGAACUGGUUAAUUCUAUAAAUUCCCAGUACGGCUCAUUAGAUUUUUCUCCAGUUCAACAUUACUAUAUGCGAAUUCCUAAAGAUGUUUAUUUGUCUUUAUUGAGAGUGGCGGAUUUAUGUAUUAUCACAAGUGUUAGAGAUGGAAUGAAUACGACCGCUUUGGAAUAUGUCACGAUAAAGUCUCAUAACUCAAACUACGAUUGCUACGGAAAUCCAUUGAUUUUAAGUGAGUUUUCUGGUAGUAGCACAGUUUUAAAAGAUGCAAUGAUUAUCAAUCCUUGGGAUUCUGUUGCUGUCGCUAAAUCAAUCAAAAAAGCAUUGCAAUUAACGUCAAAUGAAAAGAAAGUCUUAGAAGAUAUGCUAAGAGCAGAGGUCCCAACAAUUCAGGAUUGGACCGAUAAAUUUUUAUCAUCUCUCAAGAGGUUAACAGAUUAUACUUUACCGUCAUCCAAAAAAAUCACUCCAGCUUUGAAUAGACCUAUAUUACUGGAAAACUAUAAGCAGGCUAAAAGACGUCUUUUCCUGUUUGAUUAUGAUGGUACUUUGACACCAAUUGUUCAGGAUCCCGCGGCGGCAAUCCCAUCAGCUCGUUUGAUCGGCAUUCUUCAAAAAUUAGCAGCCGAUCCAAAGAACCAAAUUUGGAUUAUCUCUGGUCGUGAUCAAAAAUUUCUGAGUAAAUGGCUGGGAGGUAAAUUUCCGCAAAUAGGAUUGAGUGCUGAACACGGCUGUUUUGUGAAGGACGUGAAUUGUGAAAAUUGGGUUAAUUUGACAGAGAAAUAUGAUAUGUCAUGGCAAAAGAAAGUUGGCGAGAUCAUGGAGAGUUUUACCAAUCGGACACCGGGUUCUUUUAUAGAAAGGAAGAAAGUCGCCUUAACAUGGCACUAUAGGUGUACCGUGCCGGAGCUAGGAGAAUUUCAUGCUAAACAACUGAAAGAGGAAUUAUCCGCAUUUGCCUCAGGCUCUGAUCUUGAAGUUAUGGAAGGCAAGGCCAAUCUUGAAGUUCGUCCUAAAUUUGUGAACAAAGGUGAAAUUGUUAAGAGAUUAAUCUGGCAUAAGCACGGAACUCCUCAAGACAUGUUAGCAACUAAGAGAGAGGAACUAGAAAGGGAUCAAAUGCCUGAUUUCACGUUGUGUCUGGGUGAUGAUUUCACUGAUGAAGAUAUGUUUACUCAAAUGAAUGCAAUAGAAGAAGUUUGGAAUAAAAAAUAUCCCGACGAGAAAAAUCGUUGGGGUAACUUUGGAUUCUACCCCUGUACAGUCGGAUCCGCAUCUAAAAGUACAGUAGCCAAGGCUCAUCUGACAGAUCCUCAACAAGUUCUUGAUACAUUAGGCCUGCUGGUUGGUAAUGUUUCCUUAUUUCAAAGUGCAGGGACUGUAGAUUUGGAUUCAAGAGGGCAUGUCAUAAACAGUGAAAGCAGUUUAAAAUCUGAACAAGCAUCAGCGGACUAUGCUAUGAAGAGGCAAACUUCGAAUUCUGCUUUGAAAAGAGAAUCCUCGAGCUCCUCGAUGAAAAGAGAACUUUCGAACUCUUCUUUCAAAAGAGAGAUUUCGAAUACGUUUUUGCAACGAGAGUCAUCCUACGACUCAAAGUGA
This is a messenger RNA of Zygotorulaspora mrakii, 2838 nucleotides long. RefSeq names its product trehalose-phosphatase TPS2 (gene TPS2). Gene Ontology annotation, molecular function: catalytic activity. The transcript has a single exon. The coding region runs from base 1 to 2838 and encodes 945 amino acids. Gene Ontology annotation, cellular component: alpha,alpha-trehalose-phosphate synthase complex (UDP-forming); cytosol. Gene Ontology annotation, biological process: fungal-type cell wall organization; trehalose biosynthetic process; cellular response to heat. The record is from RefSeq and is a predicted model, not a curated record. Lineage: Eukaryota; Fungi; Ascomycota; Saccharomycetes; Saccharomycetales; Saccharomycetaceae.